Messenger RNA from Photinus pyralis (common eastern firefly), 1294 nucleotides. Its product is annotated as neprilysin-2-like. Gene Ontology annotation, molecular function: metalloendopeptidase activity. Gene Ontology annotation, biological process: protein processing. Gene Ontology annotation, cellular component: plasma membrane. The record is from RefSeq and is a predicted model, not a curated record. Bases 412 to 1149 code for a protein of 245 amino acids. NCBI's taxonomy places the organism in Eukaryota, Metazoa, Arthropoda, Insecta, Coleoptera, Lampyridae. The transcript has 5 exons.
GCUACUGGCCAACUAUCUUAUGUGGAAAGCUGUCAAAUUCUCAAUACCUUCCGUUACAAAAAAGUUACUUCCGUGGUUAGAUGAAUACGAGUAUUCAACUUUCAGGUGGUGGACAUGUGUCAGUUUAACUUUAGAGAGUAUGCCCAUUGCUAUCAGUGCUUCAUAUGUUCGGAAACAUUUCCACGAAGAUCUCAAACAACAAGUUAUGGAAAUGGUUUCCAACAUCAAAAAAGAAUUUGCCAACAAUGUAAAAAGCGCCGACUGGAUAGAUGACGAUACAAAGCUUCACGUUUUAGAAAAAUUGGCAGCCAUGUCGUCUUACGUUGGGUAUCCGGACGAAUUGCUCUCAGACAAAAAUUCAUUUUAUGAAUUAGUUUUUAGUUGCAUGUGGAAUCCGAGAACUUGCUAAAAAUGGGAUUGAGCACUCGACUCUUUGAUUAUGAGAAUGCAGCUAAAAGUUUAGUAUUGCCAGUGAAUCAAAUCAAUUGGGUUAAAUGGGGAGAACUAGCUAUUUACGUCGGCGUACUCAAUGACCUAAAAACAAACGAAAUCGUAUUGCCUGCCGCUAUAUUGCAAGGCAUCUUUUUUAGCAAUGAUAGGCCACACUAUAUGAACUACGGUGCAAUAGGCUUCGCAAUUGCAGAAUUAAUUACGCAUGGAUUCGAUGAUAAAGGUCGACAGUUUGAUAAAUAUGGAAAUUUGGAAGAUUGGUGGGUACCAUCUACAAAAGAAAAGUUCAUAACAAAGGUCCAGUGCAUGAUUGAUCAAUAUGGAAACUAUUUCGUAUCCGAAUUGGGAUUAAAUCUAAACGGCGUUAGGACGCAAGGAGAUAAUACAGCGAGCAAUGGUGGUAUGAAAAAUGCAUAUUUAGCAUACAAUGAAAGGGUUCGCCUCAAUGGAAAGGAACUACUUCUUCCCGGUCUCAACUACACCGAUAGGCAAUUAUUUUGGAUUUCGGCUGCGAAUUCUUUGUGCGAAAAUCAGAAACCGGAUUCCGCGACAGGGCAUUUUCUUAACAGUCAACUUCCUCGGAAAUUUAGUAUAAAUGGGGCUCUAAGUAAUACGGAUUAUUUCGCUAAAGAUUUUAAUUGCCGUGUAGGAAGCAAAAUGAACCCUGUUAGUAAGUGCGAAGUUUGGAGGUCGUUGUGAGCCUUUUCAUUAAUUUAAGCGAUUAUUUUCGUAAGUGAAAUAAAUCAUUCUUUACUUACAAGAACGCGUUGAACGAUCUAGUUUUUAAUGUAAAUAAAAUCAGGUUGUUUUUUUGUAAGUAAAAAUAAAAGAAAAAUAUACAUCA